Messenger RNA from Danio aesculapii, 3965 nucleotides. Its product is annotated as gastrula zinc finger protein XlCGF57.1-like. Gene Ontology annotation, cellular component: nucleus. The transcript is spliced from 2 exons. NCBI's taxonomy places the organism in Eukaryota, Metazoa, Chordata, Actinopteri, Cypriniformes, Danionidae. The coding region runs from base 665 to 1405 and encodes 246 amino acids. The record is from RefSeq and is a predicted model, not a curated record. Gene Ontology annotation, molecular function: RNA polymerase II cis-regulatory region sequence-specific DNA binding; DNA-binding transcription factor activity, RNA polymerase II-specific. Gene Ontology annotation, biological process: regulation of transcription by RNA polymerase II.
UUAAUUUAUUAAAGUAUUGAGAGAUACAUGUAAGCAAUCAGAGACAUGAUCACGCUGCACACAUGAGAUGUAGAAUCGGCCACUCAAGACUUACACACACAUUUAUUGAACAGGGAAGAGAAACCUAUGUGUAACUUGUGUGAGAAUAUUGUGAUGGUAAAACAUAUUUGAACAGAAUGUAUAUGUUUAAAUGAUAUUAGAGAAUGUUUUUAUUCAGGAAAUAUUUGAAGGCAAAUGUUUAAAAAUGUGUUUUCUGGAGGAAUUUUACAAUAUUUAUCAUUGAUCAGACUGAAAGAGCUUAUAAGACUUUAUCAGUGUUGCUGUUAUUUGUGUGUUUUUAACUGAUUAAUGAUGUUUCAGAAACACUUAUGAUUGUCAAUUAUAUAUUGAAUAUUUAAUACAAGUGUUGUCAUGAAUAUAGCCAGUGCUGCUGAUGUGGCAUUAAAACAUAAAUAUAAAUGAACAGAAUGUUAAUUUGAAUAAUUAUCUCCUCCUCCAGUGAAGCUCCUCCUCCUCCAGUGAAGCUCCUCCUCCUCAAGUGAAGCUCCUCCUCCAAUUAAGCCCCUCCUCCACCAGUGAAACUCCUCCUCCUCCAGUUCAGCUAUAAACACUGGAAUAUUCCCAUCAGGCUCCAGUGAAGAGUUGAUUGAAGGACAGCGAGAACAUGAGUGAUCCAGAACCCUGCAGAAUUAAACAUGAAGACACUGAACAACAAAUAGACCUAAUUGAAGAGUAUGAGGAGAUUAAAGAGGAGGAACAUCAUGUCAAAAUUGAGGAAAGUCAUUUACAGACUGAUGGUAUUUUGAAAAGGAGAGGCAAGAAUUGUUUUACCUGCACUCAGUGUGGAAGGAGUUUAAGAAGAAAUAGCAGCCUUAAGAAUCACAUGAGAAUCCACACUGGAGAAAAACCAUUCACAUGCACUCACUGUGGCAAGAGUUUCAGCCAAUCAACAUCCCUUUAUAGACACAUGAAAAUCCACACUGGAGAGAAACCAUUCACAUGCACUCUGUGUGGGAAGAGUUUCAUACAAUCAUCAGACCUUAAUCAACACAUGAAGAUCCACACCGGAGAGAAACCAUUCACAUGCACUCAGUGCGGGAAGAGUUUCUGCCAAUCAUCAUCCUUUAAUCAACACAUGAUGAUCCACACUGGACAGAAACAGUUCACAUGCACUCAGUGUGGGAAGAGUUUUAUACAAUUGUCAAACCUUAAUCAACACAUGAAGAUCCACACUGGAGAGAAACCAUUUACAUGCACUCAGUGUGGAAGGAGUUUCAGCCAAUCAUCACACCUUAAUAAACACAUGAAGAUCCACACCGGAGAGAAACCAUUCACCUGCACUCAGUGUGGGAAGAGUUUUAUACAAUUAUCGAACCUUAAUAAACACAUGAUCAUCCACACUUGAGAGAAACCAUAGACAAAAUCGGUGUCAAUUAGGGAUGCUCAUAACCGAAAGUAUGCAUUUUAACCGAUUAAUGGUAUUAGUUAAAACCAUUAAAAGUUAAUCGUAUUUUUGAUGUUUUGCUGCAGAAAUAUGCAACGCAUAUUUGUUAAUUGUGGAGCGUUUGCAGGUGCAACCACACUUGCCUACAGACGAAUUUUGUCAAAAUAAAACGAAAAGAAGGAUAUUGCUUGCCACAGUUUUGAGUUGACGGCCAAACCAGCGCUGAUGCUGAUCACCUCUGUCCUGGAUCUGCAUCAUAAACACCUCCGUUUCUUUGCACAAGUGGAGAAAGAAGCCGCAAAGGCAAAACCUUCUGAAAUGUGCUCUGCUUUGGAAAUGGCCACAAGUUUUUUUUUUUGUUUUUUUUAUGACAAAACAACCAACCUUUUUUUUUCCAAUGGAUAAUUACAGUUAUUAAUAAUCCUUAUAAAAGUCCAUAUAUAAAAUAGCCCACAUAAUUUGAAUAAAACAAAUCCUGAUUAAUUUAAAUGAUUUUUGCAGAUGGAAACUCAUCACCAACCUGAGACUUUCAUUUUAUAGCUAUAUUUAAUGCAAUACUUUAUUUAAAAACAAAAUUAUUAAAUGCCAUAGUAGCCUAUAUUUUGAAUAUACAGUGCAUCUGGAAAGUAUUGAUAGCGCUUUACUUUUUCCACAUUUGUUUAUGUUACAGCCUUAUUCCAAAAUGGAUUAAAUUGAUUUAUUUCCUUAACAUUCUAUACACAAUUCCCCAUAAUGACAAUGUGAAAAAGAGUUUUUUUAAAUUGUUGCAAGUUUAUUAAAAAUUAAGCUCUGAAAAAAAUCACAUGUACAUCAGCGUUCACAGGCUUUGGCGUGAAGCUCUAAAAUUAGCUUAGGUCCAUUCUGUCCACUGAUCAUUCUUGAGAUGUUUCAGCAGCUUCAUUGGAGUUCACCUGUGGUCAAUUCACAUGAUUGGACAUGAUCUGAAAAGGCAUACACCUGUCUAUAUAAGGGCCCAGGGUUGACAGUGCAUGUCAAAGCACAAACCAAGCAUGAAGACAAAGGAAUUGUCUGUAGACCUCAGAGACAGGAUUGUCUGGAGGCACAAGGCUGGGGAAGCCUACAGAAACAUUUCUGCUGCUCUGAAAGUUCCAAUGAGCACAGCGGCCUCCAUCAUCCGUAAGUGGAAGAUGUUUGACCACCAGGACUCUUCCUAGAACUGGCCGGCCAUCUAAGCUGAGUGAUCAGGGGAGAAGGGCCUUAGUCAGAGAGGUGAUGAUCAAUAACCUGAUGGUCACUCUGUCUGAGCUCCAAUGUUCUUCUGUAGAGAGAGGAGAACCUUACAGAAGGACAACCAUCUGUGCAGCAAUCCACCAAUCAGGCCUGUAUGGUAGAGUGGCCAGACGGAAGACACUCCCCGCCUGGAGUUUGCCAAAAGGCAUCUGAAGGACUCUCAGACCAUCAGAAACUAAACUCUCUGCUCUGAUGAGACUCAAACUGAACUCUUUGCUCUGAGACUCGAAUUCAACCCUUUGGAGUGAACGCCAGGCAUUACAUUUGGAGAAAACCAGGCAGCGCUCAUCACCAGGCUAAUACCAUCCCUACAGUGAAGUAUGGUGGUGGCAGCAUCAUGCUGUGGGGAUGUUUUUCAGCAGCAGGAACUGGGAGACUAGUCAGGAUAGAGGGAAAGAUGAAUGCAGCGAUGUACAGAGACAUCCUGAAUGAAGACCUGCUUCAGAGUGCUCUUGACCUCAGACUGGGGCGACGGUUCAUCUUCCAGCAGGACAAUGACCCAGAGAACACCGCCAGAAGUAUCAAUGGAGUGGCUUCACAACAACUCUUUAAAUGUCCUUGAGUGGCCCAGCCAGAGCCCAGACCUAAAUCCUAUUGAACAUCUCUGAAAAUGGCUGUACAUUGUCGCAUCCCAUGCAACCUGAUGGCGCUUGAGAGGUCCCAAAGACCGGUGUGCCAAGCUUGUGGCAUCAUAUUCAAGAAGACUUGAGGCUGUAAUCGCUGCCAAAGGUGCAUCAACAAAGUAUUGAGCAAAGGCUGUGAAUACUGAUGUACAUGUGAUUGUACUACUUUUUAUUUUUAAUAAAUUUGCAACAAUUUCAAAAACUCUUUUUUCACAGUUUCAUUAUGGGGGAUUGUGUGUAGAAUGAGGAAAUAAAUCAAUUUAAUCCAUUUUGGAAUAAAGCUGUAACAUAAACAAAUGUGGAAAAAGUGAAGUGCUAUCAAUACUUUCCAAAUGCACUGUAAGUCAACACACAGUGGGUACGAAAAGUAUUCAGCCUAGUCUUUUACUAAAUACUGAGGAAAAAAGGGUCUGAAUACUUGGGACCAUGUGAUACUUCCGUUUUAAUAAAUCUGCAAAAAUCUCAACAUUUCUGUGUUUUUCUGUCAAUAUAGGCUGCUGUGUGUACAUUGAGGAAAAAAAUUACUUAAAUGAUUUGAGCAAAUAUACCUUUAACCUUGUAGUUAAAGUGUUGUUGUGAUUAUAUCCUAAGUUCUUCAUCUUCAUUAUUAUCCCUAGACAUUUGUUGGUUGCUUUGAUUGUUCUACG